CUUGGCCUCGAGCGCAGAUCUUCAACAACACGUCUCUGCGCGCCCAUGUCCUGCUCUGUGCCCUGUCUGCCUGUCCAGAGGACUGCGGUCGCUAUCGUCCCGGGCCCCUUGACGUUACUAUCUGCCACUCCCCUUUGCCCCUUCCUGUUAGAGGAGCCAGCACCAUGUGUGUUCCACAUGCCGAGCUUUGACGCCACCAGCCUCCGUGGUCCGCCCGCCCUCACUGCCUCCAGCGCCUUUUCCCGCUGCUAUGGGCUCCUGUACACUAUGCGCUGAGCGAGACCGAGCGGUAUGAGGGGGGCUAAGUGGCCUCGAAUUGUCGCUCCUCGCCCAUUCUGCUGCACAUUUCCGGUUUCUCUCAACGGAUUUCUUUAUACACCGAUGCAGGGGCGACAAGCCUUUUCCCCCCUCCAUUCACGAGUAUUCGACAAUCAAUAUAUUCCUUGACCUCGCUGGAUCUCGUUGCUGCAUCGUUGCCUCUCAGAAUACUACUAGACCUUUUUUUUGUUCGUUUCAAGCCCACUCGAAACAUCCCCCAUCGACACUCUCAGAGUCACUCAGAGUUGCCGUUGCGUGGCUGUCCCCUCCCACAAUGUCCACCUCCGACAGGCCAGCAAGCCAGCCUCAAGGCGACGAGUCGAGAGGUACCGCGGGCACGACGGGUCCGGUUCAAGACAAGCAUGAUACUGGCGCACAACCGCUGUCCAGUCCACAGACCCCCGUGGCCUCUGGAGCUUCCAAUGGGAAGAGGUCCAUGCUGGACGUUGGUGAUGAGAAGGCCCCGUUCACCUCAGAGCAGACUGUCGUCACCCAAGGAAAGGAUGUCGGUGGUGAUCGUGCGCCUGUGGCGGCCUCGGCCACGGAGGUCCCAUACUUCCAUGGCCCGGCCUCGUCGUCCAACAGGACCGGGUCAACUGCCUUUGACCCUGCCGACCCCUUGAACUAUGGUCGCAUGCGGAAAGACGAUGUCUCCAAGGCUCAGAUGAAGAAGGAGCACCCCACGGGGAACAAGAGGAAGCUUAGGAAGUACUACACACGGCAGAACGAGCUCAUUGACCAGUUUCUGGGCGCUGGUGAUGAGGAACGGGCCGGUAUCGCCGAGGAAGUCAAGAUGGGACCCAAGAUCCGCUUCGCCGUCAACGCUUCUUUCGGUGUCAACUUUUGCCUCUUUGUUAUCCAGCUGUAUGCGGCUGUGUCGACGGGGUCGCUAUCGCUGUUCGCUACCGCAGCUGAUGCCUUCAUGGACCUGGUGUCUUCCUUCGUAAUGUGGACGACGUCGAGAAUGGCUGCCCGUCCCAGUAUAUACAAGUACCCUGUGGGGCGGACCAGAAUUGAGACAAUAGGCAUCAUCUUGUUCUGCGCCCUGAUGACUACUGUUGCCAUCCAGCUGUUGGUCGAGUCCGGAAGGUCUCUUGGGGAAGGGCCGCAAGAGUCCAAGCAACUUCAGAUCGUUCCGCUUGUCUGCGUGGCUUGUGCAAUUGGUGCCAAGUCGACUUUGAUGGUCUACUGCUUCUUCUUGCGGAAGUACCCCUCGGUCCACGUCUUUUUCAUCGACCACCGCAACGACAUUGUCGUCAACAUUUUCGGCCUGAUCAUGUCCAUCGUCGGUGACCGAUUCGUGUGGUAUCUUGAUCCCAUCGGCGCCAUCUGCAUUGCGUUGUUGAUCUUGUUCUCGUGGGUGUCCAAUGCCUUCGAGCAGGUGUGGCUCUUGGUCGGAAAGGGGGCUCCCAAAGAGUUCAUCUCCAAGCUCGUUUACAUGACCAUAACCCAUGAUGAAAGGAUCCUCAAGGUGGAUACUUGCCGCGCCUACCACGCUGGCCAGAAGUAUUACGUCGAGGUUGAUGUCGUCAUGGAUGAGAAGACACCACUCAAGGUUUCCCAUGAUGUCAAUCAGGAACUCCAGCGCAAGUUAGAAGGGCUGCAAGACGUCGAGCGGGCCUUUGUCCACGUCGACUACGAGCAUGAACACGACAUCGAUCAGGAGCACAAGCCGCUCUACGAACCGAGGAAGCCGCGACGCACCCUGAAGGAGGUGCUCCUCUCGUUCAGGAAACAAACUAAGAAGGGAGAAACCGAGGCUCCCAGCGGUGGCGUAUUGGGUGGCAGCACAUCAUGACAAUGAUAAAAGGUCGGAAGACGGGCAUUGGAGUUUGAAGGGCUGUGUGUUGCAGGUGGUUUCGUUUCUGAUCCCCAUGCAUAUAAGACGUAUGUGGCGCCUUUUCAUAUAGAGGGAACCGCUCCUCUGUGUUGCACUGAAGCCCUGGUGAAAGGCGGGUGUGCCGCAGUGUUACAGUGGGAAGUUUGGAUACUGGGCAGCAUUUGAUUUUGUGUGAUACCAACGCUCGCUGCAUGUGCGGGAUGGACGACCAAAAAGAAGACGGAACAUUGGAACGCAUAGACGGCCCCGGGGGCAGCCACAUUAUAUGUUGG
Diaporthe batatas is the source of this 2430-nucleotide messenger RNA. RefSeq lists its product as uncharacterized. Gene Ontology annotation, cellular component: membrane. Gene Ontology annotation, biological process: monoatomic cation transport; transmembrane transport. Bases 593 to 2116 code for a protein of 507 amino acids. NCBI's taxonomy places the organism in Eukaryota, Fungi, Ascomycota, Sordariomycetes, Diaporthales, Diaporthaceae. Gene Ontology annotation, molecular function: monoatomic cation transmembrane transporter activity. The transcript has 7 exons. The record is from RefSeq and is a predicted model, not a curated record.